AUGCCGGCUCUUCUGCCUACUGAGACCCUCAUGGACAUCUUCGAAUGGGCCUCCGCCACGGAUCGCCACACGGCAUUCAACCUCUGCCUUGUAGCAUCCUGGACGAAGCCACUGGCAGAGCGGCAUCUCUACGCGACCAUCAAGACGGAGUACAAGGGCGACGCCAAACUUCUCGAACGGUGGUUGGCCGAAAUGAGGAAGACCAGGAAGGCGCCGCCGGGCGCAGAACACGUCCGGAACCUCUGGAUAGCAUUUCGCUACACGAAGCCCGAUCCAUCGCGGGCGCAUCAGGCACCCGCCGUAAACGGCCUACCGCUCGAGCCCGUGCUCUUCGCUCAGCUCCGACUCGCGUUUCCUCGUCUGCGGUCCCUCGGCUGGGACGAAUGGCGGCGCGAAAACAGCCUUUUCGGGUGGGACCAGCCCAGGCUCACUUUCGAUCGCAUCCGCCGGGCGCUGUCGUCGCUCCCGACGCCUACUCUGACUGAGAGGGACCCGGGUAACGCACCGUACGGGCUGCCGCCACCCGGUGGCAAGCACGUGCAUCUCACCGUCAACGAGGUCCCGGACCUUCAACACGCGGACGAGGAACAUAACGCCGCCUUCGACGAGAUCACGCAUUUGCGUUUCCGACCCGGAGCCCAACUCGAAGGCGACGAGGUCUUGGAGAGCAACUUUUGGUACAUGCUCACGCAGUACCACAACCUGACGCACCUCAGCUUCGGGUACAGAAAGUACGGCGACGGCGAACUCUGGUUCGCCGAACGGGACUCUGCGCCUCUCAAAAACCUGCAGAUGGUGGUGAUCGAGGUGGACAUCUUCUAUCGCUCGAAUUGGGACGGGGCCCUGGAGCUGGUCAGAUACCACCGUGCGCAGCACAAGAACGGCGAACAGAGGGUGUUUACCUGCCCAUCGCUCCUGGACGAAGAUCAAUGGGAGAGCGAGGCUUUCGGAGGCGAGAGCAUUUGGGAGCGCGCACGGGCGUUCACCCAGCGACUCAGAGAUAACAACUGGAAAGUGCCUCGAGAGUUCCGUCACUGGUAG
This is a messenger RNA of Punctularia strigosozonata HHB-11173 SS5, 1041 nucleotides long. RefSeq lists its product as uncharacterized. The record is from RefSeq and is a predicted model, not a curated record. The transcript has a single exon. NCBI's taxonomy places the organism in Eukaryota, Fungi, Basidiomycota, Agaricomycetes, Corticiales, Punctulariaceae. The coding region runs from base 1 to 1041 and encodes 346 amino acids.